CCAGACUCAAUUUUCUUGAGCAAAUUUCGAUAAUUUGUAUCAAAAUCUUUUUUUCGAAAAUCAAUAUAGAGCAAUUCAACUGAAAUUAGGCCAAGCCAUCAUCAGGCUCGUAUUUUUCUUGGAGUCUUUAUGGGAGAAGUCGUUUACGUUUCCUACAUGCAUCUGUUAAUUCUUUAGGACAAUUGUCCUAUUGUCUAUAUUUUUCAGUCAUUUCAAAAAGAACUAUGGGUGUGGAGGUGAGGUGGAUGGGUGUGGCUGUUGUUCUCUGCUUUGCUACACUCACAACCACACCCACACCCACACCCUCAAUUAUUAAAAAUGCAUAAUAGAAAUAAAAUUUUAUUUUAAAUUCUAAUAGAAUAAGAUAAAUUGAAAUAAGGGUUUUUAAAUUGGUUUUAAUAAAUAAUCAACUGAAUUUAUUUCAUUGUUCAAGAUUAUUAAAAUGAUUUUUUAAGAAAACAAAUUAAAAAAGCAGAAUAUUAGAAUUCGUAUAAUUACUAGAAACAACAAAUGAUUAAAAAGAAGAUUAAAAAAAUUGAUAAUAUUCAAAUAGUUAUAUAUAUUCAUUGAAAAUGUUCAGAAAUCCUUUAAUUAAAUAAUUUCUUUCAUCGAAUUCGAUAAAGUCAAAUAGUUGUUCUCAUGAAAUAAAUUUCUUUUUGCAAUCGAACUACUGGUUAAGAUACGAAGCACUUUACAGUAGCGAGUCGUGCGCUUUCUUUCUUUCUUCUUAGACGUACACAAGUGAAGUGAACAGUUUGUAUUGUAAUGAUCUUAAAAAUGGAAAAUAAAAGAAAUCGUCAUUCAGACUUUAGAUGAUAGUAGGAAGAGCAAGAUUGAAUCGAUAAAAGUGAAAAAUUUUUCUUAAAGAUUUUGAUAUUUUUAAAGGUUUAAUAUGAUUACUAAAUAGUAUUCGAGUUUCUCUCGAAUAUGAAAUAUUCGGGAAAGAUAUAAAUUUUCUAUAUUUGAAAACGAAAAUGAUUCUUCGAUGAAAACUUUAACUAUUGUUGAGAAGACAUAUUCAUUGAAAUUUUUUGUUAAGAAAUAUCUUCAUAUUUCUUUUGUUUGUUGUUUGGAGAAUCGGCAUUCAAAUAUCGUUCAAUAAAUAGAUUCCAGUCUAGUUUGAAUUAUAACUCAUUAUAAAUUUUUUAGGAAAAUUUAAUAUGAUUCUCGAUCAUUAACAUAGAAUUAGAAUCAUCGGUUCUAACAGUAUAUAAUGAAACAAAAUCUCUACGAAGCUUCUAUUAAAAUUUAGAAACUAUCCUUUCAAUCACAGACUCUUUUGAAUUUAAUCUUUUUCUCUAUAUAUCGAACGAUUUAACACAACAUAGAAGGCUUUUCGAAAAUUGAUUACAUUAAUACUCAUGCUUUGUCGAAUAUUAAUAUUCUUUAGAACAAUAUUGAUAGAUUAUCAAAGAGUAUUCGCAAUAGUGAAUCAUACAAUGGACACUUUUCAACUUCUGUAAAAUCUCUAUCAACUAAUCAAUGAAAAUGCAACUUUCUUAGUUAUAGCGAUUGAUAGAAACAUCUGUUAUCUGACUAAUAGAAAUAACUCAAAGAGAUACUUCAUUCGCUUUGAAUUUGUAAUCGAGUUUUAUUUGUUUUUUUUUGAAAAAUUGUUUAUUUGACAUAGUUUAUAUUUGUACUUUGCGUUUGUAUUGCAUCCUCGAUUAUGUCGAGAUGCCAGUGCAUCUAGUUUAAAAUUUUCAUUAGAACUAAUUCACUUCGAAUAUUAUAGAUGAUAAGAUUUAUUUUCAAAUAGUUUCAUGUAGAUUUCGGAUUACUCUAACAUUUUAAAAGAAUACUUAUGAAAAAAAACCAUGAAAUAUAUUUUUAAAAAUAUAUCAGAAAUACUUUCCUUUAGACAUAAUUUCCAAUAAUAUUUACUAUAAUAAUUCGUCGAUGUUUAAUAGAAGAAGUAGAAUUUGAAUAAAUACUACAAAACAAGUUAUAAACCAAUAUCGAAGGAUAAAACAAAUUUAUGUGAAUUUGAAAUCUUUCUAUCAGUGUUCUCUGUUUGAGAAGUUCAUUUUAUUUGGGGUGUGGGUAUGGACGUAGAAACAGAAGGAGAGUCACACUCACAUCCUGUUCACCGAACAUUCUUCAACAAGAAUAUCAUCUAGAUAAAAACGAGUUCAAAUGACUUCAUUAAGAAGAAACAUUUUGAAGAUAUUUAGUAUGCUUAUAAAAUUCUUUCGAAUGACAUUGACGAUGAUGAUGAAUAUACUUGGCGAUGUGAAACUAUUCUAUAGAUUAAUAAAGAAAUUACUUGCAAUAUUAUUGAAUGUCUGAAUUGUUCAAUGAAAAUUCAAUUGAAUAAUAAAUAAAAGUUGUUGUUUUUUUUGUUCAUCUUAUUUUCUGUUAACUUUUGAGUGAUAAUAAGUGAAUUAUUUUUAUGCAACCAAGAGAAAUAUUUCAUAUAACUCAUCAGUCUUCAUAUAUCUAUCUAUAUAUACAUAAGUAUCUGAUAAAUUUUUUAAACAUAAUAAAGGACGGGGGACGAUUUCUACAGAAAUCGGCCCAAUUGAAUUUUAAUGAUCUGCUCGGGUAGAAACAAAGGAAAUGAUGGUAGAAAGUAUACCUUAUGGUUUUCAACUGAUUUUGCUAGAUGUUUACAAGUCCAGGAUCCGAUUACUUCUUCAAUUUUCUGUGUAUACAUAGGGGCAUCUUUUGGUUGUCUAGUUUUACAUAUAUGUACUUGUUACUUAAUUCAAACCAAAUGAAUUAUAUAUCAGUAGAUAGGCCGUGAAAAAUACUUCAAAAUCCUAUAUGACAAUCGUUUAUCAAAAAUGUAAACAAAUAAUUUCUUGCCGAAAUACUUGUUGAAUACCGUUCAAUUACUGCGUUGGUGUCCAGUAUAAACCAUCCUAUGUGCUGAGUUAGAGUUUUCCCACUAUGAAUUUGAUACCAUUCGAUAGAGUUUUUCACGGGCUACAAAUCCAUGUAUAGUUUGUUUGCAAAUAAAGCUGUGAACAUCUCUCGAGUCCAGAUUGUUUUGUUUAGAUCAGCAAAAAUGGCAUUUUUUGGCCGAUAUUCAGAGGUUUUGGUCAUAAUUAUUACUUUUUUAGCCAAAACAAAUGGCAUAUUCAAAAUCACCAUGAAAAAUAGGGUCGAUGUAUGUGUGUUCCAAACUUUCCUAAUGACUUUUAUUUUCGGUCAAAACCUCAGGCCUGGUCCACCUCCGGGCUUCCUCAGGAAAUAAGUCGAAAAAUAAAAGUCAUUAGGAAAGUUUGGAACAUACAUACAUCGACCCUAUUUUUCAUGGUGAUUUUGAAUAUGCCAUUUGUUUUGGCUAAAAAAGUAAUAAUUAUGACCAAAACCUCUGAAUAUCGGCCAAAAAAUGCCAUUUUUGCUGAUCUAAACAAAACAAUCUGGACUCGAGAGAUGUUCACAGCUUUAUUUGCAAACAAACUAUACAUGGAUUUGUAGCCCGUGAAAAACUCUAUCGAAUGGUAUCAAAUUCAUAGUGGGAAAACUCUAACUCAGCACAUAGGAUGGUUUAUACUGGACACCAACGCAGUAAUUGAACGGUAUUCAACAAGUAUUUCGGCAAGAAAUUAUUUGUUUACAUUUUUGAUAAACGAUUGUCAUAUAGGAUUUUGAAGUAUUUUUCACGGCCUAUCUACUGAUAUAUAAUUCAUUUGGUUUGAAUUAAGUAACAAGUACAUAUAUGUAAAACUAGACAACCAAAAGAUGCCCCUAUGUAUACACAGAAAAUUGAAGAAGUAAUCGGAUCCUGGACUUGUAAACAUCUAGCAAAAUCAGUUGAAAACCAUAAGGUAUACUUUCUACCAUCAUUUCCUUUGUUUCUACCCGAGCAGAUCAUUAAAAUUCAAUUGGGCCGAUUUCUGUAGAAAUCGUCCCCCGUCCUUUUUCUCUCAGAAAUCUAUUUGUAACCUUGUAUCUCAAUUUGUUAUAAUAAGAAUAUCAUACGAUCAAAAUUUUCAUACUGAUUACAAAUAUAUUUUUUUCAUAUUUAUAAAACAAAAUGUUUUCUGAAUGAUCUAAAAUUUUGGUUAGAGUUAAAUCCGAAGCGAAAGAUUAUCUUUCGAUCUAUGUGUUUGUGUAGAAAAUGACUUUUGAAUAAUGAAAUAUGUCUAUUUAGGCGUCUAAAUAAAGAAUUCAUUCAAGAAAAUAUAAACGAUGCUUCUACAAUGGCAUAUUGGGCUUCAUUCGAAUUUUUAAAUUGAAAAAGACAUUAUUAACUUCUAAUAGACUAAUACAUUAUUUUAAUACCAUAUAAUUCACAUAUACUUUGUAACAAUUUGGGUGUGUGUGGACAGCUUAGUGCACUCCUCACAUAUGAAUUGUUUUGGGUGACUAUCGUAUGGAGCUGAACUUAUACAUAUCAUUGUAAGAUAUGAACAUGGCGAAAGAAUUAUAUGCUAUUUUGAGGUUUUUUUAAUAAUGAAUUUAUCAUUAAAACAUUUGAAAAUCUGUAAAAAUGACAAGACCAUAAAUCAAAACAUUGAAUUAUUGACUAUUCUUUUCUCUUCGAUUAAAUGAGUUCUGAGUACUGCAAACUAGAUGUUAAUAUAGUGCGAGAUCGUAUUCCUUCUAGAAUAAAAUCAAUAGAGAAUAAAAAACGUUGUUAAAAUUUCUUAUGGAUUUGUAGCAGGCUAUAAGAUUUCUAAAAAUUUUUUUAAAGAUUUUACACAGAAUAUUUAUUCUUCGAAAGUAAUCAAGUAUCUUCAUUAUCGAGAACAAAUCAUUUCUAACGAGUCAAUAUCAUUGAAAAAAUUUUGAUUAUUUAUUGAAAAAGAAUCUUCAUUGUUUGAGUUUGAAAAUUGAGAAGUUUGUAUUCGAUCUUUUUAAGAUAUAGACGAAGAAUCAGAUGUAUUGGAUAAUCACAUCUCGAAUAUUAGAAAAGAAACUGAAGAAUGCACGUCGACUUCAUUAUUUGGUCGAUUAGUCAGUUAUACUUAUCCUUUGAAUUAAUCCAAGCUAUGUCAUCAUUAAAUUAGAUGUGUCAUAUGGGUGAAUAUGAUAAAUCAGACAAAUAUUUUUAAUGUCUUUUUUCUACUUUACCAGUAAAUCGUGAGGACAUUCUGAAAAUCUAUUUUCAUCUUGGUCGUGUUAAUUAUUUUCGUGGUGAUUCGAGACAGGUUCUGGAAUAUGAUGAACAUGCAUUAACUUUACAAAAGAAACAAAUUGAACUUCAGCGAAACUCUUUCGAUAUAGCACAAACAUUACAUAGCAUUGGAAAUAUUUAUCUAAAUAAGAAACAACUAAUAAAAUCAUUAAAAUAUCUUCAAGAAGCUUUAGAAAAAAUGUUACAUUUAUUUCAAGAAGCUUAUGAGAUAAAAAAAGUAGGAUUAGCAACGAAUGAUCCAUUACUUGCUGAUUCAUUAGAUCAUCUUGGAAUAGUCUAUCAAGAAAUGGAUGAUAAUGAUAAAGCCAUAGAAUGUUACAAAAAAGUAUUAAAUAUAAAACGAAAAACUUUACCAUUGACACAUCCAUCAUUGAGUGCAUCUUUAAAUAAUUUAGGCGUUAUUUAUCGACAACAAGACGACUAUGAUCAAGCCCUAGAAUAUUAUAUCCAAGCACUCCAAGUCGAAACAAUAGCAUUAGCAUUUGAUCAUUUAGAUCUUGCCGAUACAUAUAAUAGUCUAUGCACACUUUGUUGUGAUCAAGCAAAAUAUAAAAAAGCAUUAGAAAUGGCUGAAUUGAGAUUAAAUAUAUUGAAAAAACAUUUUGGUGAUGAUAAUGAACAAGUACAACAAACAAAACUUAAUAUUGGUGAAAUAAAUGAAGAAAUAAAUAGACAGUCGCCAUACAAUGAGCAGCUUGGACUUCAAACUGAAUUUUGA
Molecule: messenger RNA, 5807 nt
Organism: Rotaria sp. Silwood1
Lineage: Eukaryota; Metazoa; Rotifera; Eurotatoria; Philodinida; Philodinidae
Source: the annotation of a GenBank genome assembly